AAAAAACUUUACGUUUUGUUUAUAAUCGUUCUGACUUCUCAAAUAUUUCAUUCCUCUGUAAACUAAAAUAUUUUAGUUUUUAAACAAAAUGAAAAACAAAAAAGCCUUAGGGCUUCUUAUUUUAGGAGGAACAAUUCGAUAUAUCUUAAUGACAUCGAAAUAUUCCUCAUCCAUCAGUGGACGUGUUGAAAUAUCCACACCUCUAAACUCUUACAAACGAGUUCAAGAAGGUGUUUAUCUGUACAAAAACCAAAUAGAUCCAUACCAAGGUGAUAUGGUGCACGAAACGCCACUUGUACUUCUUAGCCUUGCAUGGGCUUCAUCCACAAUCCCGCUUUUAGUUCCUUGGAUUUAUAUAAUGAUUGAUUUAGCGGCAGCUUUUAUUCUAUACAAAAUGAGUACCGAAUUCAUAAAUCAAAUGUUCGCAAAACAAAGUAGAGAAAAAGGACAAUAUGCAGAUGAAACUGAUGAAUUGCAUCUCAAACUUCAAGACACAAUAGACAUUCCGAAAUUCGUUUUUAUUGCAUAUUUAAUGAAUCCGCUUACGAUUCUUAAUUGCGUUGGACUGUCUUCCACUGUUUUCAGUAACUUUUUCUUAGCGUUGUGCUUCUUUUUUAUGGCAAAGCACAAGUUGUGGCCUUGUCUUGCAAUUUUGGCUCUAGAAACAAUGAGAAACCUUUACCCCGUUGUUUUUAUCGCACCAAUUAUGCUUGUAUUUGGCAAAAGUUGCACAAAAGAAUAUGUUAAAGUUGCCGCUAGGUUUCUUUUCUUAUGUUUCGGCUUCUGUUAUAUUAGCUAUGCAAUUAUGGGAUCAUGGACAUUCCUUAAUGGAACAUUAGGAUUUGUCUUUUUCUGCCGUGAACUUCAGCCAAAUAUCGGUUUAUUUUGGUACUUUUUUAUGGAAAUGUUUGAUCAUUUCCGCACAUUGUUCCUGAUAACUUUUCAAAUAAAUGCGACUAUUUUAUAUUUGAUUCCAUUAACAUUUAAGCUGCACAAAGACCCCUUGAUGUUAACAACAAUUCUCAUUUCGUUAACUUCAAUAUUCAGGUCUUAUCCAUGUCUGGGAGAUAUUGCAUUCUAUUUAGCCUUUCUACCUCUAUGGCGUCGUUGUUGGAAGUUUAUGGCACAUAAUUUUGUUGUAUUUUGCUUCUUUUUGAUAACUUUGUUGAUUAUGCCAGCACUAUGGUAUUUAUGGAUGUAUGCUGGAUCUGCAAAUGCAAAUUUCUAUUUUGGAGCAACGUUAGCAUUUUCCACUGGACAGAUAUUUCUAGUCACAGACUUAUUGUUUGCUUAUGUCAAACGUGAGUUUUGCCUUAAAUACGGACAAAAAGUUUUCAUCGAUGGAAAAGAAGCUAAAAUUAUCCUUGAAUAAUUUAUGAAAAUCAUCAUAGUGAAAUGUAAACCAUUCAUUAAAUAUUGUAUUCAUUUGUUUUUUUUUUUUACCACGAUUUUUUUAUAUUAGU
Messenger RNA from Episyrphus balteatus (marmalade hoverfly), 1463 nucleotides. RefSeq names its product phosphatidylinositol glycan anchor biosynthesis class U protein (gene PIG-U). The record is from RefSeq and is a predicted model, not a curated record. The coding region runs from base 89 to 1372 and encodes 427 amino acids. NCBI's taxonomy places the organism in Eukaryota, Metazoa, Arthropoda, Insecta, Diptera, Syrphidae. Gene Ontology annotation, cellular component: GPI-anchor transamidase complex; membrane. The transcript is spliced from 6 exons. Gene Ontology annotation, biological process: attachment of GPI anchor to protein; protein localization to cell surface.